This is a messenger RNA of Peromyscus leucopus (white-footed mouse), 4999 nucleotides long. RefSeq names its product klotho beta (gene Klb). The record is from RefSeq and is a predicted model, not a curated record. The transcript is spliced from 5 exons. Bases 45 to 3173 code for a protein of 1042 amino acids. Gene Ontology annotation, molecular function: fibroblast growth factor binding; hydrolase activity, hydrolyzing O-glycosyl compounds; fibroblast growth factor receptor binding. Gene Ontology annotation, biological process: carbohydrate metabolic process; fibroblast growth factor receptor signaling pathway. NCBI's taxonomy places the organism in Eukaryota, Metazoa, Chordata, Mammalia, Rodentia, Cricetidae.
ACUGGCGCGCUGAUAAAGACAGUCCCGCGGUUAGUUAGUGGCAAAUGAAGGCAGGCUGUGCAGCAGGGUCCCCGGGGAAUGAAUGGAUUUUCUUCAGCUCUGAUGAAAGAAGCACACGCUCUAGGAAAACAAUGUCCAACCGGGCACUGCAAAGAUCCGUCCUGCUGUCAGCGUUUGUCUUACUGCGAGCUGUUACCGGAUUCUCCGGAGACCGGAGCGCGAUAUGGACUCAAAAACAGUACGUGAGUCCGGUGAAUGCAAGUCAGCUGUUUCUCUAUGACACUUUCCCUAAAAACUUUUUCUGGGGCGUUGGGACCGGAGCGUUUCAAGUGGAAGGGAGUUGGCAGACAGACGGAAGAGGACCCUCGGUCUGGGAUCGGUUCAUCUUCACCCACCUGAGAGAUGUCAACAUCACGGACAAGUCCGCCGACAGCUACCUUUUUCUGGAAAAGGACUUGUGGGCUCUGGAUUUUUUAGGAGUUUCUUUUUAUCAGUUCUCAAUCUCCUGGCCACGGUUGUUCCCCAACGGAACAGUAGCAGCCGUGAAUGCGAAAGGUCUCCAGUACUACAAUGCACUUCUGGACUCGCUGAUACUUAGGAAUAUUGAGCCCGUCGUUACCUUAUACCAUUGGGACUUGCCUUUGGCGCUGCAGGAGGAAUACGGGGGCUGGAAAAAUGCGACUAUGAUCGAUCUCUUCAAUGACUAUGCCACAUACUGCUUCCAGACCUUUGGAGACCGAGUCAAAUAUUGGAUUACAAUUCACAAUCCUUACCUUGUUGCUUGGCAUGGGUUUGGCACGGGUGUGCAUGCGCCGGGAGAGAAGGGAAAUUUAACAGCUGUCUACACCGUGGGGCACAACCUGAUCAAGGCUCAUUCGAAAGUGUGGCACAACUAUGACAAGAACUUCCGCCCCCAGCAGAAGGGCUGGCUGUCCAUUACCCUGGGGUCCCACUGGAUAGAACCAAACAGAACGGAAGACAUGUCGGAUGUGGUGAGCUGCCAGCACUCCAUGGCUUCCGUGCUUGGAUGGUUCGCCAACCCCAUCCACGGGGACGGCCAGUACCCGGAGUACCUGCAGACGAUGCCCGACAUAACCUUGUUCUCUGAGGCGGAGAAGGAGGAGGUGAGGGGCACGGCCGACUUCUUUGCCUUUUCCUUCGGGCCCAACAACUUCAGGCCUUCAAACACCGUGGUGAAAAUGGGACAAAAUGUAUCGCUCAACUUAAGACAGGUGCUGAACUGGAUUAAACUGGAAUAUGACAACCCUCGAAUCUUGAUUUCGGAGAAUGGCUGGUUCACAGACAGUUAUAUAAAGACAGAGGACACCACGGCCAUCUACAUGAUGAAGAACUUCCUCAACCAGGUUCUUCAAGCAAUAAAGUUUGAUGAUAUCCGCGUGUUUGGUUACACGGCCUGGUCGCUCCUGGACGGCUUUGAAUGGCAGGAUGCCUACAGGACCCGCCGAGGACUGUUUUAUGUGGAUUUUAAUAGUGAGCAGAAGGAGAGGAAACCCAAGACCUCGGCACGUUACUACAAACAGAUCAUACAAGAAAACGGUUUCCCUUCGAGAGAGUCCACGCCAGACGUGCAGGGCCAGUUUCCCUGUGACUUCUCCUGGGGGGUCACCGAGUCUGUUCUUAAGCCGGAGUUCAUGGUGUCCUCCCCGCAGUUUAUCGACCCUCACCUGUAUGUGUGGAACGCCACUGGCGACAGAUUGCUGCAGCGAGUGGAAGGAGUAAUGCUAAAAACAAGGCCGUCCCACUGCACAGAUUACGUGAGCAUCAAAAAACGAGUUGAGAUGUUGGCCAAAAUGAAAGUCACCCACUACCAGUUUGCUCUGGACUGGACCUCUAUCCUUCCCACUGGCAAUCUGUCUCAAGUUAACAGACAAGUGCUAAGGUACUAUCGGUGUAUCCUGAGUGAAGGACUGAAGCUGGGCGUCUCCCCCAUGGUGACAUUGUACCACCCCACCCACUCCCACCUAGGCCUCCCUGAGCCGCUUCUGAGCAGCGGGGGAUGGCUGAACCCAGACACCGCCCAGGCCUUCCAGGACUACGCAGGGCUCUGCUUCCGGGAACUGGGGGACUUGGUGAAGCUCUGGAUCACCAUUAACGAGCCUAAUAGGUUGAGUGACAUGUACAACCGCACGAACAACGACACCUACCGUGCAGCCCAUAACCUGAUGAUCGCCCACGCCCAGGUCUGGCGCCUCUACGACAGGCUGUAUAGGCCGGUCCAGCGUGGGGCUGUGUCGCUCUCCCUACAUUCCGACUGGGCGGAACCUGCUAACCCCUAUGUGGACUCACACUGGAAGGCAGCCGAGCGCUUCCUGCAGUUUGAGAUCGCCUGGUUCGCGGAUCCGCUCUUCAAGACUGGGGACUACCCGUUGGCCAUGAAGGAGUAUAUUGCCUCUAAGAACCAGCGAGGGCUGUCCAGCUCCGGCCUGCCGCGCUUCACCCGCAAGGAGAGCAGGCUGGUGAAGGGCACCAUCGACUUCUAUGCGCUGAACCACUUCACGACCAGGUUCGUGAUACACAAGCAGCUGAACAGCAGCCGCUCUGUGGCAGAUAGGGACGUCCAGUUCCUGCAGGACAUCACCCGCCUGAGCUCGCCCAGCCGCCUGGCUGUAACGCCCUGGGGAGUACGCAAGCUGCUGGGGUGGGUCCGGAGGAACUACGGGGACAUGGACAUCUACAUCACAGCCAACGGCAUCGAUGAUCUGGCUCUGGAGAACGAUCGGAUCCGAAAGUACUACUUGGAGAAGUACAUCCAGGAGGCUCUGAAAGCAUACCUCAUCGACAAGGUCAAAAUCAAAGGUUAUUAUGCAUUCAAACUGACUGAAGAGAAAUCAAAGCCUAGAUUUGGAUUUUUCACCUCUGAAUUCAAAGCUAAGUCCUCUGUUGAGUUUUACAGCAAGGUGAUCAGCAACAAUGGCUUCCCCUCUGAACCCAGCAGCCCCGCAUGCGGUCGGCCUCCAGCGGGCACAGAGUGCACCCUCUGCUCUUACCUCACCCAGAAGAGAUCACUCAUCUUCUUCGGCUGUUGCUUCAUCUCCACGCUGGCUCUGCUGCUGUCAAUCACCAUUGUUCAUCAUCGAAAGAAAAGAAAAUUUCGGAAAGCAAAGAACUUACAAAAUAUACCAUUGAAGAAAGGCCAGAGCAGAGUUCUUUAGCUAAACUAUCAUUUCUGACAUAGUUUAAAGAUUCACUCCAGUUCCAUAUACUGGUAACUUACAAUGUGAGAGACAGCCGUAACCAAGGUGAUGACAAUCGAUGCCUUUCAGUGCGGUUCCAAUCAUUCCCUUAGGUGUUGACAAUCAGUGAAUUCAGUUCUUAGGGCUGAAGGCUUCAUCCUGACAGUAAUCCUGGGGAUGACCCCAAACAUGGCUUCAGGAAGUGUGAAGCGCUGUUUCCCAUCCUUUUUCUCUAGCUCUCUUCUGUAAAUAGCAAUCACUAUUCAUGGUAAAGGAAUUAAUUUUAAAAAGUGAAAUUUUAUUGUUUUAGACUUCCUAGUUUAAAACUGUUUUGUUGUUGUUUUUGAACAGGGUCUGUUGUGUAGCUCUGGUUGUCCUGGAACUCACAAAGAUCCACCUGCUUCACCCUUCUGAGUGCUGGGAUUAAUGGUGUACACCACCCCGCCCAGCUAAAACUCUUCUUUAAACUGGACAGUUAGUGACAUAUGCUGUCACUGCUAACAAGGUGCUCUUCUGUUUAGGUCAGAUAGUCUUCAGAUGGAAUGUAGAAACACAACAGGAUUUCAGAUCAUGUUUGUCCAUAGGUAGUUAAAGCGUAGGAUCUAAAACACACCAAUCUUAGCUUUUCUCAAAAAAUCAAACACAAAACCCGGGCAUUUCUUAAACAUUCAAUUUUGUGAGCUCUCUUAAUGGACUUGAUUGGGGGGAGGUUCAAGACGGGUGUUUUUGUCAGGCUUUCGCUAUCUUAGAACUUGCUAUAUAGACAAGGAUGAUCUUGAACUCAGAGAUCCACCUGCCUCUGCCUCCAGAGUGCUGGGACUAGAGGGGUGCCCAGCACACUCAGCUUGGACUCCUGAUUUUAAAAGUAGCUUUCAUAACUCAUUAGGCAACUAGACCCAAGUGUCUGUGAAGAGCAAGCUCACUUAGCCUUGCAGCAUAGCAAUUUCCAUUUUAUAAUAAGCCAGACAUUACCCCUGACCCUGAUUUUGAGGUGAGAAGAUUUGGCAUGUUAGAAAAGUUAAAGAGACGCAGAUUUUACUAUGGGUAAAGGUCAAAGACCUUACCGUUAUUUAGAGUCCUGCUCUGUCCCCUACAGCUUCAUAACUUCCUUAUGCACAUAGGUACUGAAUACAACUAUGAUAUCUGGAACAAGUCACUGUGACUGACGAAUCUAGCAUGUUAGUUUGAAUGAGUUAAUUUUAUUUUACCUUUUAAGGCUAGCACUAAGUAAAUCUCAAUUUGGAUAUUUUUAUAUUUAAGGAACUACACUUGAUUUGAUUACAAACACUAGGGAUGAUCUGAAUGUGUACCCAUCCACAUCCAUUCUUUCAAGUCAAAUGUGAAUAACCAUGUUACCCAGUCACUGUCAACUCUCUCCAGGACUUCAGACGUAGGAGUCCAAGAAAAGUGGCUCUUCCACAAAGAGCCUUAGUAAGAAGCCAUCCUAACAUGCAAGGUGAUUUUAACUGUACUCCAGAUCUACCUAUUGUUAGAUGUCAAAUUUAAGACACAAUUAGGAUCCCACCCCCAACGGAGACAGGGUUUCUCUAUCCCUGGCCAUCCUGGAACUUACUCUGUAGAACAGGCUGGCCUCCUAAGUGCUGGGAUUAAAGGCAUGUGCCACCACCGCCUGAUGCAGAAUUAUGAUUCUUAGUAAUCAUCACUAAUUUUCAAAAAUCAUAGAAACAGCACGUGCAAAAGUAGUCGAGUUGGAAACCGUAACUGAACUGGGCAUGACAGUGCGCACACCUUAAUCCCAGCGCUCUGAGGCAAAAGUAAUGAGAAAUAAAGUUGCUAUUGGACUA